UGACGAUAUACGUAGACCUACGGAAAGUCGUCUUCAGGAACAAACCCGCUUACAAGCACCAUUUUGUACAUGCACUGCUGCGCAGGACAGGAAGAAUGCUAGUUGGUGUAGCCGUGUUUUAGAAACGAUCAACAGAAAAAAACACUAAAUGAUGAGGGACAAUUGUUUGUUGUUGGUAUAUCUUUCUCUACUGAGCAGUUCAGAUGUUUCUUAUGGUGCAUCAUCACUGAUUCUUUCUGGGUCUUCCUCCCAUGCAGAUCUAAAUGCGCCGUUUACAGUUACCUGUACAGUCACACAGGCUGCUGGUCUUGUUGAUGGAGUAUAUUUUAGAAAGACAACAGCCUUGUCUGCGUUAGGUACCCUGUACCAGGAUGGUGAUUCGUGUUCAAUGUUUAAUACACCAGAACCAGGUUACUUUCCAUCCUGUGGAAAUGGAACAGGCAGCAGCUCGUCUACCACUAAGAAAUAUACUUUGGAGAUCAAUAAAGCUGUGGUCAGUGACGCUACAGACUGGUGGUGUGGACUGAGUAUUGCUGUCAUAAAUAGUCCACACCUUUGUCUGUUAGUUUAUAUUAUUCUAACCAAUGUCUCCAUGACAACGAGACCAUCCUCGUUUAAAGCUGGUGUCUUCACCGAGCUUCAGUGUGAGACCAGUCCAACCUACCCAGUGGCUACCGUCAUCUGGACUCUAAACAACAAAACAAUAUCAGGAGAAAUUAGCAACUCGACUGUGACUGUAUCUGGCAGUGGGGUUAUCACUACGAGCAACUUAACCAGAAGCUAUACCACUGAAGAUGAUGGACAGGAGUUAGUGUGUUCAGCAACCAAUGGAGAGGCGACUGUGUCAUCCCCAGCUUUGACACUUAGCAUCAUAGGUGACCCAGAACGCAUGUCUGCCUUAAGUGCAGGUGCUAUAUCGGGAAUUGUGAUCGCUGUUGUUCUGGCUCUUGCUAUCCCUACUGCGUGGAUACUUUAUAAGAGGAAAAUAAAGAAGAAAUCUGAAGGUAUGCAGAACGAAUCUACUAACAGAAACCAAAAUCAAGAUCACAACCCUACAUGUUUCCGUAAUUAGUACCAGAAUACGGAAGACAGAAACAUGCCAAUGCUAGCAUUCCACAGUUUUCUUUUUCAAUUCCUAUAAAACUGUAUCAGUAAAUAAGAUGGGGUUUUUAACAUACAAUUAUAGCUCGAAUUAGACUAAAGUUGCAAUACCAUAGUUAGAAGAGCAAUAUUUCCCUAAUUUUACAUUAUUUGUCAAAAUUAACAAUUGUAUGUUUCCAUUAAACGGUAGCCUAACUGAUGAAUUUGCUUCUAACUGUAUAAUGAAUAAUGUUUUUUAAACUCAUAUCAUUUUUACAAAGAAAAGGGGGGUUGGGGGUUGGGGUAUCUCAAAAUGCUGAAGCAGCGAGUGUAGGCAGUAUUUACCUGAAUUGUUACUUAUAAUCAAUAAAGCAGUACUAGGACAUUAAAGGCAGAAUUGAAUGUACAAUUACUUUAUUUAACUGUUUCAUUCAUACAACGUAUUUUUGUCCUAAUGUUUUUACAGCCCAUACCUGAUUUUGCCUUCAAUGACAGUAUGUUAAGAAUUGUUUUAUUUAUUUACACUUAUUUACAUUUGUUUUAAAACAAAUUAAUAAUAAAAUAAAUGUAUCUUACUUUCUAUGGGUCUAAAAUUUAACUAUGUUUCAACAUUAUUCCUUAUAGUGUUAAUAAUGCCAAUUAAUCGGUUCCCCUUCCCUGCAAACUGGCUACAAAAAUUAACCGACCCGACAUAUAAUAUGUGCAUAAAUAACACCGAAUUCUUUUCUUUAUCUACACAGUUCUUCAAGUUGAUUUUCUGCUUUUACCAAAAAACUAAUUUUCAUGCAAAACGUUCAAAAAACCUUUAUGCAAUUGAAAUAGCAUUUAUUCGAAAUUAAAACCAGUAAUGUCAUUAUCUGGUAUUACCAUUCCACUAAUUUUCGUUUCAGCCAGUGCACCACGACUGGUAUAUCAAAGGCCGUGGUAUGUGCUAUCCUGUCUGUGGGAUGGUUCAUAUAAAAGAGU
Gigantopelta aegis is the source of this 2046-nucleotide messenger RNA. RefSeq lists its product as uncharacterized. The record is from RefSeq and is a predicted model, not a curated record. Lineage: Eukaryota; Metazoa; Mollusca; Gastropoda; Neomphalida; Peltospiridae. The coding region runs from base 149 to 1072 and encodes 307 amino acids. The transcript is spliced from 6 exons.